AUGUCGGUAGUGGAUGGCGGCGCACUUGACUGCAGCGCGUGCUACUCCCCACUGAAGCCGCCAGUCUUCCAGUGUGACGUGGGACACCUGCUGUGCUCAUCGUGCAGCGAGAAGAUGGCCGGAGCGCGGAGGUGCCAUGCGUGCCGGCGCGUCCUCGACGGCGCUGGAUACCGCCCGUGCUACAGCGUGGACCGUAUCUUGGGGUGCCUGCAGGUGUCAUGCCCCAACGCCGGCUACGGCUGCUCCGCCAGGCUGGCCCGCCACGACCAGCGCGCGCACCUCCUCCAGGCGUGCCGGCACGGGCCAUGCCACUGCCCGGCAGAGGCCUGCGCCUUCAUCCGCCCGGUGACGGCGCUCUGGGACCAUUUCUCCGCGGCGCACGGGUGGCCGUGCACCACCGCCGUUCUGACCGGGGGCGAGAACAGCGUCCACCUCCGCGACGGCUUCAGUGUCGUCAACCUUGUCUUCUCCUGCUGA
Molecule: messenger RNA, 477 nt
Organism: Aegilops tauschii subsp. strangulata
Lineage: Eukaryota; Viridiplantae; Streptophyta; Magnoliopsida; Poales; Poaceae
Product: putative E3 ubiquitin-protein ligase SINA-like 6
Cellular component (GO): cytoplasm
Molecular function (GO): ubiquitin protein ligase activity; zinc ion binding
Source: RefSeq, a predicted model, not a curated record